Lolium rigidum is the source of this 1676-nucleotide messenger RNA. RefSeq lists its product as uncharacterized. Lineage: Eukaryota; Viridiplantae; Streptophyta; Magnoliopsida; Poales; Poaceae. Bases 412 to 1557 code for a protein of 381 amino acids. The record is from RefSeq and is a predicted model, not a curated record. The transcript has 9 exons.
CAUGGCGAACUGUACCGCCGCCCACCCCUUCUGCAUCCUCCCCUUUUCCAGCUAGCCGCCGGUGCACUGUCCCACGUAUCCUCCCCUAGUCGCAAAAUCCUCCUCGCCGUUGCCGGUCUGCCUCGGCACCUGCCCGGCGCCCCGCAGCUCCCCUCGUCCGGACCAGGCAGCGCCAUUUACGCUGCUCCAUUCCCCAGGGCAGGUCUAGGGUCCCGCCUCCGUCCGACAGCCCGGUCGUGAGCCGUCGUCCCCCGCCACAGCCAGAAGGAGCCGCCUGUCCGUCCCCCCUCUGGACCCUGCGACGGGCUGCCGCUGCUGUCUAGCUAUCUCCGCUGCUCGUCUAGACGCCGACCCAGGAAGUUUUAAGCGCUGCCGACUACUAUCUGUGCCGCACCCAUCCACGGUCCAGACAUGGCUGCUGCUGCCAAGCCGGAGGCGGCUGCCAUGGAGCAGCAUCAGGAGAGUUUACCAGAGGAGGGGGAGGAGCAGCGGCUGCGGGCAGCGCUGCGGCACCUGCAGGCGGAGGCCGGGGUGCUCGAGCGGCUCGUGUACAAGCACCGGAACCAGCACCGCAGCGCCGCCUACUUCCAGUACCUCAUCAAGGUGAGGAGGGACCUGAAGCUGCUGCUUGGAUCCAAUCUCGCGGACGUUAUAAACGCCGUGUUCCCGGUCAUCGCCUGCCGCAAGCCGGCAAACACAAUCCUUGCUCCGAACAGGCAUGGUAAGAAGAAGCCUGGCUCAAACCAUAGCCACUAUAAGAGGCUUCUGGGGGUUGCCCGCUUGCUAUCCCAGAUGGUUGAACCUGUCAUGAAGGCAGCAGUUCAGAUCACAUUUUUGCUCGCUAGAUCAUUUUUCAUAGAACUUUGUACUGCAGUGCUGGCUUUGCUUGCGCGAGUGAGGGUCCUGAUCCAACAGAUGUUGCUUGAUGUUGUAUCAGUAUACAAUAAGGUUACUGAUCUUAUGGAUAGGAAGCAGGCUGUCAGGAUCACUAUUGAUAAAGUGCAGGCUUUCAGAGAGUACUACCCCUCGAGCAACGAUCCCAGUACUACUCUAGAGUGUGUUUGGGUGAAAGAUAAAUUUGUUUUGCAUGAAAGGACAAAAGCUAGCUGUCAGAAAACCCAAGAUGAUGAUCACAGGUCGUGUGCUCCCGAUUCAUCAAUCCAGUAUGAGGCUCUUGGACCUGUUAGUGAAGAGAUGGAGAAUCUUGAUGGAUCAAACUCCCUAGCCAAGCAACAAGAUGCUUCUCUGGCUGACCAACCGGAUAAAGCCAUCCAUUGCGGCGAUGCUGGAGAUUCUCAUAGUGGGAGGCAGUUUCCAAAUGAAAACACUACGGGUUCUCUUCCUGAUGCGCUUGCUGUUCCUGUGCCUGUGCGUUCGACUCCACACACAGAGGUCAAGCCUGAUAUGAGGAAAAGAGUGGCAUUCAUCGCAGUGGGGAAAACAAAAGUUACCGUGACACGACCUGAAACAACAUCAUUGGAACUAACCAAGAAGCAAAGAGUGGACAUGAUUCCACAUGCCACUGCAGAUCCUGCUUUGCAACUUGCACAGAACUGAUAGCUAUGAUGAAGAAAGGGAUAUAUCUUAGCAGAUUCAUGUAUUCGUUAGUUGAUUUGAUGCAUUGUUACUCUGUCUGGCUACUUCUGGCAUCAAUAUCAAUACUUGUUUAGUCGAAA